Messenger RNA from Pezoporus flaviventris, 2777 nucleotides. It is a transcript of the gene CRYGA, whose product is annotated as crystallin gamma A. NCBI's taxonomy places the organism in Eukaryota, Metazoa, Chordata, Aves, Psittaciformes, Psittacidae. The record is from RefSeq and is a predicted model, not a curated record. The transcript is spliced from 4 exons.
AUGCCAGUACCCUGUUCUGACAUAGACACUUGGAUGGAUUAUGAAUCUUUGCAAAUGUUUAUAUUGGAGAUCAUUUUUUUUUAUGAAGACAAGAGCUUCUAGGGUCACUGCUAUGAAUGUGGCAGUGAUCACCUUGAUUCGUGGUCAUAUGUGAAAAAAUACGAUUCCAUCCAAGUAGAAAAAGUUUCUGUCUUUCCUAUAUUUUUACUGUGCUUGGCACUGCAGAAAUCUGUUUCCUACAGGAUUCAGCUCUUUGAAAGAGAGAAGCUGCAAGGCCAAAAGUUGGAGCUCACUAAUGAUUGCCUAUCAGUCCCAGGCUACAUCCAUCUCCCUAAGAUCUGCUCUCAAUAUUUUAGGUGGUUCUUGGAUCUUGUAUGAAAUACCCACCCUCAGGAGCCAAUAGUGUUUACUGAAGCCCAGGGAAUACAGAAGAUUGCUUGACCAGGGUGUAGUAAACACCAAAAUUGUCUCUUUGCAGAGGCUGGCUGACUUGCACUGAGUUUUUGCUCACACAAUAAACAAAUAGUGAAUGCAUUUCAAAAUCCUUGUUCAAAUGAAUCUUCCUUCAGUACUACAAACAAAUUAAAACUGUGCAGUCCAGAGGGAAAUCCAAUUUCUCUCACACUUUAGGGGGAGAUGGGAUAUACUUUAAAAAAAUAUUCACAUUUAUCCAGCUGUUGCAAAGUUACAUGAUAAUUUAAAUAAUUGUUAAAGGUCCAGCUGCAUAUUUCUAGCCCUGGUAAGUGUAGGAGGAGGUCUGAUUCUUUCAUCAAAGUUUUCUCCAGUUUUACAGGUUUUGAUCUAGGAAUAGAUUACAGUUCUGCACUUACCAGGUUAACAGUAUGCAGUUGGACCUUUAACAUUUAAAUUAUCAUGUACUGUGGAAUAGGAAAAUAAGUCCCAUUAAUAGUUAUAUCCAGCGAAGUACUGACUGAGGAGGAAAAGGACAGAAAGAUGCAGACAAACUCAGAACAAGGUGAAUGCUGCAUUUGGCAUCAAAUUCUUCAUGGAAACAAGCUGCUCCAUGCUACCACUGUUCCAGCAAAACUUUCCAGUCUUAUCCCAGUUGAUUCCUCCAGAAAUACUUUUUCCAGAUCCUUAAAAAUCACACCACCUUUAUAUAGCACGUUUCAGUGAAUCUCUACUUCAUGAACUAAAUGUUCAGCUGGUGUCAGUUGCCCUGCCCCUGCUAACUUCAGAGCUGCACUGAUCUGCUGCAGCAGUUAGAGAUCGAGCUAAAUCCCUCAAUUGCCAGGCUAUUCUGCAUGCAAAAGGAACUAAAUAAGCACACCAGUGUGGAUUAGAAACAGGACAACAUCUUCUUGUGCUCAAAAAAUCCUAUUGCAGCAUUAAUUAUCAUUGAAAUAAUUAUGUAUAUGCCUACUAAUCAUCACUGAAUCCUAUGCCAGCAGGCACUCUGUGCAAUAAUGAAUGAGAGCCAUAAUAAAAUACAAAACAGUUAAAGGAUCUUACAUCUUAACAUAGAUCUCAUUUAGGUAGUGGAGUCUAGAAUUUUUUUCCCAGGCAUAGUUAGGCAAAUAUACUACUGCUCUUCAGCAAGGUGCUGGAGACUUUUGGAAAGAGAAAGCAGUAGAGAGAGCAUAGAAAUACUAGAACACUCUGCAGCCUUAUCUAGUGCAUGUUUAAUUUUAAGUCCUUCCAUCUGAGCUUUAAAUGUUAGGCUGUGAUUUGGUUUUGCCUAAUAAACAUCCUGAUAAUGGAGUCCUAGAAUAAAACUCAGCAACUUCUAUCGCAGUGAGGUAGACUUCUUAAAAUUCAACAUCUCUACUUGCUAAUGUCAGAGACCUCAUUUAGCCAUUAUUUCAUGCUCACGUGACCCAUCAAUAAUAGCCUGCUAGUGAUCCUCUCCAGCCUUUCCCUGACAACACUGGAGAGGAAAAUAGAACCCUUCUUUGCCCUUCUUAUCUUUUUUUUUUUGUACAUGGGACACUUUGUGCCCUCCCACCUGUGCUUUACUGCACAAAGUAGGUUGUUGAACUGCUGCAAAUGUCUGGUGUGCAUAAGAACACCAUGCUUCAGCCAGAGAGAAAUGGAGCAUGAACAAUUUAGCUCUCAAGGCAGAAAUCACUUUCUUUGAUGACAGAGACUUUCAGGGCUGCUCCUGUGAAGCCCCACAGUCCAGCCACACCUGCGUGCCCACCUCAACCAUUGCAACUCUACCGCAAUGGAAAAUGGCUGCUGGAUGAUGCAUGCAUGUCCCAGCUACAUAGGCCACCUGUACUUCUGAGACGAUGGGAUGGGCUUCAAUGACUCCAUUAAGUCUUGUAUCAUUACAGGAACUCAUUCCUUGGAAAAGUUUUACUAAGAGGGAAAAGGUUGCCAAGAUGUGAAAUAUUUCAGUACUCUCACAUAAGGCUAAGGGUCUGAGAUUUGGCCCAGGAAUAGCCUUCAUGCUGGAAUGAAUCCUUCCAAUAUUCAUGCAAAAUUAAGUUCACCCAUGUUGUAACCUUUAUGUACAACUCAGUUUGCUUGUCCAGUAGAAGCUUCAUAAACCAUCACAGCAAGUUUCCAAAUACAUUCCAUCUGCAUAAGAUAAUGCAGCUAUUGUUUUCACUGACAUGCAGUUCUGGGUUUCACUUAGUUAAGCCAAGUUCUGGAUCGAAGUGCUGAAAGCUAGUGCAAGCACUUGUGUCCUUUCAAGCUAUAGAGGGAAAGAAGUCAAAGAUGAUGAGGGUGAGAACAAGAUGAACUGAAGGGAAGUUGACUUGGGAGGCUUCUGGGAAGAGACUAAGGAGCUAUUUACCACAAUUUUCUGG